AUGGCUGCCAAAGACGGUGCCCGCUUCGACUUCAUCGUCGUCGGCGGCGGCACGGCUGGCAACACUGUUGCUGCUCGCCUGGCCGAAAACCCCAACGCCAGGAUUCUGGUCGUGGAAGCCGGCAUUGGCAACUCGAUUGACAAUGAAGAGAUCCGAACCCCCGGGCGGGCCAUGGAGAUCCGAGGCAGCCAGUACGACUGGGCCUACAAGACGACCAUGGUCAAGCGCGACGACUACGAACGCAUCGAGAAGCCCAACACGCGCGGCAAGGCCCUCGGCGGCAGCUCGUCCCUCAACUACUUCUCGUGGGUGCCGGGAUCAAAGGGCACGUUUGACAUGUGGGAGGAGUACGGAGGAAAGGAGUGGACGUGGGACCCCCUCGUGCCCUACCUUCGCAAGAGCGUCACAUAUCACGACGACGCCGGCCUGUACCCCAAGGAGCUUCACAAGAUUGGCUCGGGCGGUCCCAUUCCCAUUGCCCACGCCGAGCUGAUGCCGGAAAUGAAGCCGUUCCGCGACCUCUUGACCCGGGCCUGGCAGUCCACGGGCGAGCCGCUCACGGAAAACAUCUUUGACGGCGAGAUGCGCGGCCUCGUCCACAGCAUCAACACCAUCUACAAGGGUCGGCGCUCCGGCAGCUUCCUCGCCGUCGCCGGCAAGCCCAACAUUACCAUCCUCCCCGAGGUCCACACCAAGAAGCUCAUCAUUGACGACGCCGACCGCACCGCCAAGGGCGUCACCGUCAUUGCCGCCUCGGGCCAGGAGCUGAGCUUCUACGCCACCCGCGAGGUCAUUGUCUCCGAGGGCGUCUUUGAGUCCCCAAAGCUCCUCAUGCUGAGCGGCAUCGGACCGGCCCCCGAGCUGGCCCGGCACGGCAUCCCCCUGCUCGUCGACUCGCGCCACGUCGGCCAGCACCUGCUCGACCACCCCGGCGUCCCCUUUUGCCUCCGCCUCAAGGACAGCUACUCCAUGGACAGCCACGUCCUGCGAAAGGGCCCUCUCCAAGACCAAGUCCUGGCCGCCUACUCCAAGGGCCACGCCGGCGCCAUGGCAUCGCCGUUUCUCGAAAUGAUUGGCUUCCCCCGCAUCGACAAGUACCUCGAGAGGUCUCCCGAGUACCGCAAGGCCAAGGCGGCCAACGACGGCCGGGACCCCUUUUGCCCAUACGGCCAGCCGCACUUUGAGCUCGACUUUAUCCCGCUGUUUGGCAGCGCCUUCCAGUGGCACUUUCCGCACCCCAACAAGGGGAGCUACAUGACCGUCAUGGUCGACCUCGUGCGGCCCGUCUCCGAGGGCGGCGAGGUCACCCUCAACAGCGCCGACCCCCUGCAGCAGGCCAACAUCAACCUCAACUAUUUCAACGACGACCUGGACAUUAUCGCCGUCCGCGAGGGCAUCCGCUACGCGUACGACGUGCUGAAAAACGGCGACGGCUUUAAGGACAUUGUCGAGGACGAGUACCCCUGGGAGAUGCCGCUGCACGACGACGACGCCAUGAAGAGGACUGUCCUCGACCGCUGCCAGACCUCAUUCCACCCCUGUGGCACGGCGCGCUUGUCCAAGGAUAUCCAGCAGGGCGUCGUCGAUCCCGCCCUCAGGGUCCACGGGGUCAAGAACCUCCGUGUUAUUGACGCGUCUGUCAUUCCUGUCAUUCCCGACUGCCGCAUUCAAAACUCGGUCUACAUGGUUGCUGAGAAGGGCGCUGAUGCCAUCAAGCGCGACCACCGGGACCUUUACCCGUAA
Messenger RNA from Metarhizium brunneum ARSEF 3297, 1743 nucleotides. RefSeq names its product Oxygen-dependent choline dehydrogenase. Gene Ontology annotation, molecular function: flavin adenine dinucleotide binding; oxidoreductase activity, acting on CH-OH group of donors. The record is from RefSeq and is a predicted model, not a curated record. Lineage: Eukaryota; Fungi; Ascomycota; Sordariomycetes; Hypocreales; Clavicipitaceae.